Molecule: messenger RNA, 1511 nt
Organism: Anopheles bellator
Lineage: Eukaryota; Metazoa; Arthropoda; Insecta; Diptera; Culicidae
Product: protein takeout-like
Exons: 5
Coding region: 449-1291 (280 amino acids)
Source: RefSeq, a predicted model, not a curated record
CGCGUGGUGGCGACCGGCGACCACCUACUAUAAUUCAACUCUCACACAGUGCGUGAAGUGACUGGCACUACUCGACGUACCACCUGGCUACUAACCGGUGUGCCGGGCGGCUAGAACCCCUAACCUCUCACGGAGCAGUGUGCGGUGGUGGUGGUUCGCGGAUGACAGGUGACCCAGCCGGCCCAGCCGGGGGCCAGCCACUACUACACCCGGUGCAACAGAAGCUUAUAUAACCCGGGGCCCCCGGUGGUGCCGGGUGCUUUCAGAAUCAAACCGUCCACAGUUCUGCAGGUGUCUCGCUAGACUCGCUGCCUAGACUUCUUGUUAGCUUAGAGCCCCCAGUGUGUGCGUGCGUGCGUGUUUGGGCGGCAGUGUCGAAAAGCGAGCGAAAGCCCGGCCUUCCAGCUUCGAAACGUUCGCCUGUUCGGGCCCGGUCCGGUCGUCAACCAUGAACCACCAUUUCGCAACGUGCAACAGCCGCCGGGUGGUGCGAAGGUCGCUGUGGAAGCUCCUGGCGAUCGUCGUCGUCCCGAUCAUCAUCGCUGCCGCAGUGCCGCCAGUUUCCGGGCGGGCCGCGUUCGAUAGCACCAAGCCGGAGUUCAUCAAAACGUGCCGCUUCUCCGAUCCGCAGUUCGUGAACUGCUCGACCGAAUCGGUGCAAGGACUGUUCGAUAAGCUGGUGACAGGCAUCGAAGGGCUCGAGCAUGUAGGAACUAUCGAUCCGAUGAAGAUCACCAAAAUACGCAUCUUACAGGGCGACGGUCCCGUUAGUGUCAAUGCCUCGCUCUCGAAAGUGGUGGUCACCGGCUUCGCCAGCACAAAGGUGGUGCGAAACGUCGUCAGCAGUAAGGACUACGGCUGGGAAACGCACAUCCGGUUGCCGAAGAUGCGGCUGGAAGGCAACUACCACAUGCAGGGCCGCAUCCUGGUCAUUCCGCUCAACGGGCACGGCAAGUGCUGGUUCGAGCCGAGUGGCAUGGACAUCAUCAUGCGCACCACGACCUCGCUCUAUGAGUGGGGCGGGCACGUGUUCUACAACGUCACCGCCACCAAGGUGGACUACACCAUCUCCGGGCUGCGGCUGCACAUGGGCAACCUCUUCGAGGGCGUGAAGGUGCUCGAGGACAGCACCAACCAGUACCUGAACGACAACUGGCGCCCGGUUUCGGAGGCCCUCAAGCCGAUCAUCGCGAAGACGAUCGAGGACAUCCUGCUGACGAUCAUGCAGAACAUCUUCCACCAGCUACCGGCCGACUACUUCGUUGCGGAUCUGCCGCGCACAGCGACUUGAACAACGCAACGACGGUGGUGUCGCAACGGCGGUGGGUGGCGAGUGUUCUAAACUGUAAAUAAACAUUGUUCCGUACCACAACCUCAUCGGCGGUAGCACAUGGGCUGCGUCCAGCUGGCGUUUAUUUUUAGCCAUGUUUGACGCCUUGAUGUGUCAAGAAGCGGGCAGAGAUAUUUCGUGGUUCUUUCCCAUCGUUUCUUCGCUUUUUUAGAUAAGCCAG